GUUGUCUAUGGUGAUAAAUAGAAAAAGUUCGAUUUGGAUUGUUUGUGACGCUAUCAAGGUUUUAAUUAUUCAUCUGCUUAGUUACGUAGUAAAAUAACUGUAAAUAUAGAUAACUCCAAUUCCUCUUUGCGUUGAAAUACUGUAAUUAAAUAUUCUGAUACUAAUUUAAAAAGUGGAAAUGUUGGGAUCGGGCGACGGCGGUAGUCACAUUAUUAGGUUACGCGGUUUGCCUUUCUCUACAACAGUAGAAGAUGUAUUAGAUUUCCUAAGCGGAAUCAACGUGUUAAAUGAAAAAGAAGGAGUGCAUUUGACAGAAGUGAGGCCGGGCAGACCAUCUGGUGAAUGUUUUGUAGAGUUGGUGAGCCAGGCAGAUGUGGACGAAGCUCUCAAAAAGGACAAGGAGAACAUGGGGAAACGAUAUAUAGAAGUAUUCUCCACGGAUCGUCAAGACAUGGAGUGGGCUUUGAAUGCCAUGAACCACUCUGAGAAUGGCUUUGGUGGUAUUCCUAAUUUGAAUGAUGAUAUGGGCAUUGUUAAACUUCGUGGUUUGCCUUUUGGUUGCUCUAAAGAAGAAAUAAUCCAGUUCUUUGACGGGCUGAUGGUGGCCCCCGAUGGGGUGCACUUGCUCUACGACUACACGGGCAGGGCCUCGGGCGAGGCGUUUGUACACUUCGUUGACAAGGGGAACGCUCAGGAGGCACUCAACAGGGACAGGGAGAAAAUAGGACACAGAUACAUCGAGGUGUUCCCGAGCAGCGCGGACGAGGUGAGGGCGUACGGCGCGCGCGACGCGGGGCGGGGCUCCAGCAGGCCACGCCCCACACCCUACGACCGCGGCGAUCGCUACGGCCAGAGGUUCACUCGCGGCAGGGGAUUUGUUAGAGGGGGCGGAGGCGGGGCGGGUCGCGGGGGGUUCCGGCGCGGCGGGUACUGCGUGCACAUGCGCGGUCUGCCCUUCAAGGCCACGCCGCAGGACAUCGCAUAUUUCUUCAAGCCGGUGCGUCCUGUGAGCAUCAACAUCCUGUACGACAACAGCGGCCGGCCCUCGGGCGAGGCGGACGUCGACUUUGAGUGCCACGACGACGCCAUGCGGGCAAUGAGACGUGACAAGCACAACAUGGACCACCGCUACAUCGAGCUGUUCCUGAACUCAGCUGGGGGCGGGUCGGGGAGUGCAGUGGGCGGGGCGGGGGGCGGGGCCGGGUUCAAGCCCGCCCGCACGUACAGGAACCUGUACUGACCACAGCGCACACUGCGCACUCUGCGCUCACCACCUCACACCAGAUCGCACCGUUAGCACAUGUACUCUGUUCCAACUCAACAAUUUACAUUUCUAAUUAAUGUUUUUAACACGAAAUUUGUGCAUUGCAAUAUUUUAUAAAGGAAGUACGUAGACCUUUUAGAUCUUAUUUUGGAACAGUGUACUGAAUGUGAUUAUGCGGUAAUAUUGAGUAGGAUAUGGUUUUAGCUUCGAACUAUGUACAGUGCUAUAGUAUGUCAUAUACCUUGUAAUUUAUAUAGCUCAUUGAGUUGUAAAUACAUCACUGUAUAUUAUUUCAUUUGAAACACUAUGUUAAAAAAAAUACGUACAUUUUUUUUUCGGCAUUUUAAAUUGUGCAUAAAGUAAAACAUAUGUAUUUUUGUGUUUAUAUAGUCAAAGUAUAGUAAUGUAGAAACUCAUGUAACACUUUUGAAUUUAAUAAUCCAUAUCGCAUUAGAUGUAUUAACAAAAAGAAUUUAAAAAUGGCUGCUUCCCGCCAUUUUAUCUAUCUAUGUCGGCCAUCUUGGAAAUUCAAGACUGGUUUCAAAGAUUACUUAUAACCAAGUUGCCAUUGCUGUGCUACACAUAUUGUUAUCUCUACCCUUUUCAAAGAUAAUGAAAGGGAUGACAAUAUGUCUAUAGUGCGACAAGCUUAUCUCUCCCGGUGAGAGAGACCUUGUUCGCGUUUACUUCUCUCAUAAAACAUGUAAAAACUACAUAGAUAUAGAAGAUUAUAAGAAAAAAUAAUACAGCUACAGUACGAUAAGGUUUUUGUGAAACUUUUAUGACAUUUGUGGCGUUAGUGAGCUGUCACAUUAAAUGUCUACAAAGUCUGAUAACCUUAUCUGCAGCAUUGUGCAGGAAAGGUUCACGGUUAUAUUUUGAAGUUUACUUAACAUUAGUUAAUUCUCGAGUACUGACUUAGUUAGAUAUUGUUGUACGCAUAAUUGUUAAAUAAUUCUAGUAAUAAAGUCGAAUCUGGAUAAGCUAGAGUUCAAGAGACUGCAACUUUCUCGCUUAUACUAUCUCUUUAAGUCGAAUUUGUCGCUUUUCCUGGUUCGACUGUAAACAUAAAAUAGUACAAGUUAAUACAAUUAUAACUAACCACUGCCGAAACUAGUAAAAGAUGUUUCUGUUCUUUUUU
This is a messenger RNA of Papilio xuthus (Asian swallowtail), 2405 nucleotides long. Its product is annotated as heterogeneous nuclear ribonucleoprotein glorund. The record is from RefSeq and is a predicted model, not a curated record. The transcript is spliced from 8 exons. Gene Ontology annotation, molecular function: RNA binding. The coding region runs from base 179 to 1240 and encodes 353 amino acids. Lineage: Eukaryota; Metazoa; Arthropoda; Insecta; Lepidoptera; Papilionidae.